AUGGACCCGCACAAGGUUAACGACGGCUUUGGCGACGCGGUGGACAAGCUGAUGAUGACCGCCGACAUCGAGAACCGCGGCUGCCAGCUCGUGUCUUCGCCUCCCAGCGCCUCCUCCGAAACCGACCAUAUAACCGAGAUGCAGAGGCUGAAGACACUGCUGGCGUCGCCACCCGGUGGAGUGCCGGUGGAUAUGACGGGGGCAGACCCCUUGGUACGUUAUGGCUCCCAGCAUGGCAAGCACGUGUCCGCCGAAUCCCCUGGAGCAGCCGGGUCAGGGAACCGCGGCGGCGUCGAGUUCCUGGCAAAGCAGCUGAUGCACGGCAAAGGGUCGGGGGCCGCAUCACCGGCGCAGCCCAACCUGUCUAACCGCUCGGACAUGUCGUCGGCGCUGCUCAAGAGCGGGGAGGGCGCCAACGUGCUCAAGCAUGCGGAGGCAGUUAUCGAGUACCAGCGGGAGCGAAUAAGCGCGCUGGAGUCGGCGGUGGAGAAGUUCAACCAGGCGCUGGCACAUACGAACAACAUGCACAAGAACGAGCUCCAGCGACAGAUGGACGAGAAUGUGGCGCUGCGCCAGGAGAUGCAGAAAGUGAUCACAGAGUUCGAGGUGCUCUCGCAGCGCUACCAGAUCGACAUGAGCGAGACGGAGCAGCUGAAGAAGAAGGUUAACAUAUUCACGCACGACCUCGCAAAACGCGAGGACGAGUUGGCACGUUUGCAGGAGCAGAUGCACCAGCUCCCGCUCGACAACAACGAGCUGAAGGCCAAGAACCGCAUGCUGUCCAAGGAAAUCGACCGGUUAAACCGCGAAAUACGCGGACUUAACGUGCUGGACGCGAAGAUCAACUCCAAGCCCGCCACGGCAGCGGUUGCCGGCACCACCAUGGCGUGCGCCGCGCAGCACGAGAAGCUGAAGGCCAGCACCAAGUGCAUCGCGCAGCUCGAAAACGACCUGCAGUCGUACAAGCGCCUCACAGAAUCGCAGAGCAUGGACAUCAAACGCCUACACCACCAGCUCGACAAGCUGCAGAAGGAGGCCAAGCCGAACAACUACCUGCUGGCGGCGCAACGGCAGAUGUUGCAGAUACGCUCCGUCUUCCUGCAGCUGGCCAAGCAGUCCACGCAGCCCAAGCCGGACGCAGCGCCGAUCAGCGUCGACGAGGACCUGAACAACCGCUCCUUGUAUGCCGCGUACAACAUGAAGGCGUCGGCCGAGUUCCGCGAGAUGUACGACAAGCUGCUCGAUGUGGUCAAUCGCAACAUGUCGCGGCACGUUAUCGAAGGCGGGUUCUACACCAUGCCGGUGUUCUACAGCUGCGACUCGGUAAACGAGCAGCUCCACGUGAAGGUGGAGGAGUCCCUGCUGAUAUUCAGCCGCGAGGACGAGAACCAACUGACGGAGGUGUUGCGGAUCCCGCUGAGCAUGGUGCUGGGCGUGAAGAAGAAGGCGGACGCCAAGGAGUUCUACAUCCACACCAACGAUUCGGCGGUGCACAUAUUGCGCUCGGACAGCAGGGACAUAUACAACCGGCUCUACUACGCGCUGCAGUACGCCGGCUUCAUCAGCGAGCAGGUGAGGUUCUCCAUUUUCAGCAAGGUCGACCUUAACUGGGUGCCGACGGACUGCAGCUGGCCGCUGAACAGCGCCGUCGUCGUAGCGACGGAGUCGGGGUACAAGGGCCCCCCUCCGAUGAACAUGGAGCAUGUGCGGCGCGCAUUGGCCGAGGUGUACGUGCUAACCGACCCCACGGAGCGGCUGCUGACGAUCGACCAGAAUUCGAAUUCGCUCGUGGUUUCAGGCCCGCAGAUGUCAGCGACGCCGUUCAUUGUCCCCUGCGACGGCGCCAUGGCCGUGCGGCUCUGCGACCCCGCGCAUGUCGACUGCGACGAGUUCACGCCUGCGGACCCUCCCGUCGCAACCCUGGCCAAUGGCACGCCAACGACCUCGUACUUCGUCAACUCAGGGCACGUGUUUGCGUUCGUGGCGGUCGGCAACCGCAUCCUCUUCGUGAAGGGCGCCACUGCGGACGACGAAAGGCGGCUCCUGUCGCUCCUGCGCAAGGGCGUGUACAAGAGGCCCAUUGAGUCCUCUGAGUACCUCGCAGAGACGCCUGCGCGCAUCACCUCGCGCAAAUCGACGCACUUGGACCACCCCAUCUCCCUGAGCGCACCCUCCUUCAUCAUCCGGUCGCGGGACACCAUGGAACUGCCCACGUCCAUGGCCGAAACCGUGGCGCCCAAGUUGUACGACUUCGUGGAUGGCAAGUUGGUGCUCUACACGCAGCAGGAGGAGCACACCGUGCUGGAGAAAGACAACGGCAGUUACCGCGUGAACGCGGAUACACGCGAGGUGGCGCUGUUGUCGGGUUCCCUGGAAACGUACGUCUUGAGUUUCCGCACCGACGAGGAGCUGCGCGAAUUCACCAGCAAGCUCGAGGCGCAAGGAUUCGCCCAGCCGAACGUGGUUGAAGUGCACCAGCAGGUCUGCAUUGUGACGGCGGGCUGCUUGCGGCUGUACAAGGACGCCCAGGACGCCCCCAUAGUGACCUUCGACAACCAGGACACGGAAGUCGACGUCAACGAGGAGCGCCGCGAGAUCAAGAUAACCAACGCGAAGGACGAAAGCGUGAAGAUGACCAUAGAUUGCGUCAGCCCUGCUGAGUUCCGCCGCUGGAAGUUUGCAUUGGGAUUAGCGGGCUUCAUUAAGGGCAUUAUCAGGGCUCGCACGGGCGACGCCCUCAAAAAGUACAUCUUCCCGAUCAAGAUUUUCGACGACGAAAUCCAGUCAGAGCGCCGCGCGUUCCAGGUCGAACCGGGCCGCAUUUGCUUGUACGUCAACCCUACGAUCGCCACGCCCUUCCUGGUCUUCGACAAGUCCAAGUCGGCUCUCGAGCUGUUCGACCACGAGCGCCGUCUGCGCCUGUACGUGAACCGCAACACGAAAAUGGAGGAGCGCUUUGAUUUCGGCCUGGCCAUGCUUACCGACUACCAGUUGCUGAAGACGGCGCUGCGUGAAAACGGCUACGUCACGGAGCCGGUGAAGGGCAAGGUCACCCGAUACCACUUCGUCAUUUCCAAGCCGGGCUUGAUCUCAGUUCACCGCACCAAGUUCGACGCCGACCCGCAGCUGGUGCUCGAGCGCAAGCUCUACACCGCCGAGGUCACCAACAUGUGCAUCAAGUUCGUCACCAAGGGCGACACCGGCAAGACCAUCACAAUCCUGUUCAAGAAGGAGUUCAACUUCAAGCGCUGGCUGAUGGCGUUGAAGGUGGCCGGGUACCUGCCGCUGACUCCGGAGACGGUGCCGGUGCUCUACCUGCCCACGAUCAUCUACGGCCACAUCUGUGCCGAGAUCCCGGCACUGUUGAAGGGCCAUCUAAAGUGA
Babesia bigemina is the source of this 3384-nucleotide messenger RNA. RefSeq lists its product as hypothetical. The transcript has a single exon. Lineage: Eukaryota; Apicomplexa; Aconoidasida; Piroplasmida; Babesiidae. Bases 1 to 3384 code for a protein of 1127 amino acids. The record is from RefSeq and is a predicted model, not a curated record.